Messenger RNA from Benincasa hispida (wax gourd), 916 nucleotides. RefSeq names its product DnaJ/Hsp40 cysteine-rich domain superfamily protein. The record is from RefSeq and is a predicted model, not a curated record. NCBI's taxonomy places the organism in Eukaryota, Viridiplantae, Streptophyta, Magnoliopsida, Cucurbitales, Cucurbitaceae.
AAAUUCUUCUUUCGUUCCGAAUACCGAACAUGAGGGCGGGCCCGAAAGAAACCCUCCAAGAUAUCUUCCACUUUCUCGGCUCCGUGUCUUUCUUUGAAUAUCAGAGAAUUUCUCUGGCGGUUCGUGUUUCAAACAAAAUCGCACAAGAAGAAUCCGAUUGUUCUUUCCUGGAGGAACGUGAUUGAGGCGAGAAGAAACGGUGAGAAAUGACGAGUUCUGUGUGUUGGAAGCCUGUGAUUAUGGCGAAAUCGAUUGACGGCAAAGGAUUUGCUUCUACGAGAACAAUAUCAAUCGGCUCUGGAUUGGCUGUGAAUCGUGUUUCGUUCAUCGAUUCGAGGCUAUUCAAGUCUAGGAUUUGUGGCGUGCGAGCUUCCAUGGUGGAUUCUUAUGGAAACUCCGAUUUCGUCAAGAGGAUGGAGCAAGCAUGGGAGAUCUCUCAGCAACCAACGCCUAUUUGCUGCUCUUCUUGCAACUCAAAUGGACAUGUUGAGUGCCAAUGGUGUAGAGGAACUGGCUUCUUUAUUCUUGGAGAUAACAUGCUUUGUCAAGUUCCUUCCAGAAACACUAGCUGUGUCAUUUGUGCUGGCAAGGGCUCUAUGCGUUGCUCCGACUGUAAGGGAACAGGUUACCGGGCUAAGUGGUUGGGAGAGCCUCCCAUCCCUAAAGUCUAAAUAGCCUCAUCGCUUGCUUCCAGGUCUGUCAAGUCAGCUAUUUUUCUUCAUAAAUAUUGGUUAUUAUUUAAUCUCAUAACCAGGUCAUAGUGCAGUUGAGAUUAUUUCAUAGUGGAGUAAAAAAUUGCUUCCUCAUGACAUUUAUUGUAUUUGAGUAGCAAGUGAGUACAGAUAUGUAAAGAUUAUUUCAUAGUAAAAUUUGUGAUGUUCAAUAUACAGUUUAUAUUGAAAUUACAUUUGGCUCA